AUGGAGACUCCAUAUCAAAACCACAUUGCUAAAUCUGACUUUGAACAUGUCUAUGAGCCAGCUGAAGACAGUUUCCUGUUAAUUGAUGCCUUAGAAAAAGAACUAGAUAUUAUAAAAACCAAAAACCCCAUGUUUUGUCUCGAAGUUGGAUCUGGCAGCGGAGUUGUUAUUACAGCUUUUGGUAUGGCCUUUCCAGAAGCAUUUUGUAUAAGUACAGAUGUCAAUUUCAAAGCUUGUGAAAUGUCACAGUCCACAGCAAAGUACAAUAAAGUUUUGAUGGAUACUGUCAAUAUGGAUCUCGCUAGUUCUUUUGUUAAUGGCAUGUUUGAUGUGAUAAUAUUCAAUCCUCCCUAUGUGGUAACAGAAACAAGCGAAUGCGGUGGAAUGGAUAUUACUGCAAGUUGGGCUGGUGGCAAUAAAGGCCGAGAAGUGACAGAUAGACUCCUCAACAUGAUACCAAAGAAACUAGCACAAGAUGGCAUCUUCUAUAUUUUGCUGAUUGAAGAUAACAUUCCAGAAGAAGUAACUGAAAUAAUGACAACGCUCGGAUAUAAAUCGCAAAUGGUUAUCAGUAGGAAGGUUAGGAAUGAACAGCAGCUUGUGAUGAAGUUUUACAAGUGAAUGAGUUUGUUAUUUUGAUUGUUUGAUUGAUUAAUUUAUCAAUUACUUGUACAAUAAGGUUUAAUAAAAAAUAUAUUUCAUAA
Plodia interpunctella (Indianmeal moth) is the source of this 704-nucleotide messenger RNA. It is a transcript of the gene HemK2, whose product is annotated as HemK methyltransferase 2. The transcript has a single exon. The record is from RefSeq and is a predicted model, not a curated record. NCBI's taxonomy places the organism in Eukaryota, Metazoa, Arthropoda, Insecta, Lepidoptera, Pyralidae. Bases 1 to 621 code for a protein of 206 amino acids. Gene Ontology annotation, biological process: methylation. Gene Ontology annotation, cellular component: eRF1 methyltransferase complex. Gene Ontology annotation, molecular function: S-adenosylmethionine-dependent methyltransferase activity; nucleic acid binding; protein methyltransferase activity.